UGCAUGAAGUGUUUUCGUGCUGCAGCCCCAACUCGCCUGCAGAGUGAUAGUCUCCGAGGGGUAAAAGCGAGGGAAGAAGCGCAGUUAAACCAGGAGGAGGUGGAGUAAGAGGGGGAUCCUUUACAUCAGGGAAGACGCAGGAGAGAGAGAGAGAUUGGUGGGGGGGAAAAAAUAAAGGAAGCCCUGACAGAAUAGAUCAGGUGUCCGCGCUAAGAGAAACCAGAGUCGCCUCUCUUACGCUGGAAAAUGGAGCUACCCGCCGCUGGAGAGCACGUCUUUGCGGUGGAGAGCAUCGAAAAGAAGCGCAGCAGGAAGGGGAGGGUCGAGUAUCUGGUCAAGUGGAGAGGAUGGUCUCCAAGAUACAAUACAUGGGAACCAGAGGAAAACAUACUGGAUCCAAGGCUGCUAGAUGCUUUCCAAGAUAGGGAACGUCAGGAGCAGCUGAUGGGAUACCGCAAGAGAGGACCCAAGCCUAAGCACCUUCUUGUUCAGGUGCCAUCAUUUGCCAAGAGGUCCAACUUUCUGGCAAAACUUCAGGAGGCGUCCCUGGAAGAUGACAGCUGUCAGAAAUCCAGCCCUAUCCAGAUGAUACGCCCCCAGUCCCAGCAGUUCCAGCUGAACAAUAAGAAGCUUCACCAGUACCAGCCUCUGAGCAGGGAGCGUGAGGCAGAGCAGCAACCCAAUGGCAAGAAGUUCUUCUAUGAGCUCAACAGCAAGAAGCAUCACCAGUAUCAACCUGACCUGAAGUCACAAGAGCCUGUUUUCAGCAAACCCAGAGACAUACAAGCUCCAGAGCUGGCUAACAAAGGAUAUAACCUCCCAGCAGUGUUGCAGCAAAAGUGGGUUCGGGACAAGGACUCGGGCUGUCUGACUAAAGUGAAGGAUAUUACUAUGGAGCUAAAGAAACUUCCAGCUGACCUUAACGGACAAAAAGAGCCAGAGAGGAUAAAACCUAAAGAGGACACCUCUCCACAUCCCAACGGUGUCAGCAGCAGUAAACUAAAAAUUGUUAAGAACAAGAACAAGAACGGGCGGAUUGUCAUUGUCAUGAGCAAGUACAUGGAAAACGGAAUACAGAGCGCUAAAACCAAACACGGAGACUCUGAUGGCGCUGAAAGGCCACUGCAAGGUGCAGACAGCAGCAUGGAGAGGCACCUGGCAAAAAUGAAGCUCGUCAAAAAGCUUGGCCUUAUGAACGGAUUCCCUAAGCAACCCAAAGACAACCUGACCCCUCCCGGUCCGGGAAUAAAUGGAGAUUGCUGCAAAGAGAAAGAACUAUCCCCUCAAACAGAUCGAACUGUGGCCGAACAGGAUAAACCCACAGCGGUAGGGGGCGAGGGGCAGUUUCCACAACAUCAGCCUUUACAGCUGACAAAUAAGCCCGACCUACUACAUGUACCCCCAGAGAGAGGGGCCCUAGACUUUAGAGGUACCCAGAAUGGGCUUCAUGGACUAAAGCGGCACCUCUCUGAUGCAGAUGCUGAGGAACACGGAUGCAGUAAGAGGUUAAUAAGUAACAAAAGCAUCAGUGUUCUCAACACUAUUCCUCCUCCCUCCCAGAGCCCUGCGUUCGACCAAAACGGACUGAGUCCCGCUUUACUGCAGGACUAUCGCUACGCAGACCAAGAGGAGCCCAUGGACCUGAGUAUUGUAAAGUCGAGGCCCGUAUCCUCAGUCUUUUGCGAGACUGAGCCGGAGACACAAACCGAGGAACAUGUACAAUCACACGACACACCAACACAGACAGACACAAAAACAGAGAGCCAGACUGAGACACACAGCCCCUCAAUGGAGGAGCGAGUCGACUCUGUGUCUGGUUCCCCCCACCAAGCAAAAAAAGAAGAGGCCUUUCCUUCUUUCCAGCCUAGCCUUGGGAAUAUAGUCAUCACAGACAUUACUGCAAACUGCCUCACCGUUACCUUUAAGGAAUACAUAACAGCAUAACACGGCUGGGUACCACCUGCAGGACAUAUUUGUAUUUUCUGAUUCCUGAAUGUGCAGAUCAGGCAUUAAUGUUUUCAUUUUGUAAAACUCAAGAGUUCAACAAGAAAGACUCUUUUACUGCUUUUCUUGUAUAUUUUCUAAGUACAAGCCCAUCUGUUGGUAUUUUCAAGUUUAAGCCUUAUCUGAGCUGCAAAUUGUAAUCAAAUAAUUGAUUAAACUAGCGUAACACGCACUUACAUUUGUAGAAAGUUUUUCAUGGAUAUAAUUGGAUUUAUACACUCAGCUGUCUAUGGAUAAUAUUGGAUAAAUGUAGGCUUUAAAGAGAGUUUUUGUAAGGGAAAAAAUAUAUCUAAUCAAGGUACAAUACACUGUGUCAGAGAGUGUGUGUAUGUAUGUGUGUUAGAGACUGGGACUGUUUUAAACAUGAAUGUGUGCUGCUUGGAUGUUGAUGAUGCCAUUAGGCAUGUUUAGACGGGCAGAUAAAGACAAAUUAAGCACCUUUACUGUCAAUGUGUGUCAUAGAACCAGAAGAAAGGUGACCAUCAGUCAUGAUCACCUAUUGUUUCGUUUCAGAACCUUUAUGCCCCCUAUGAUCUUAAACUGAGCACAAGUCACUUCCGUUUAGUUUCCAGCAUCUGUUUAACCUACUAACGGGGUCUUCUUUUAGUGGGAGUUCGGGCACAAUCAACUUUGGGGGGG
Cyprinodon tularosa is the source of this 2643-nucleotide messenger RNA. Its product is annotated as E3 SUMO-protein ligase CBX4-like. Lineage: Eukaryota; Metazoa; Chordata; Actinopteri; Cyprinodontiformes; Cyprinodontidae. The transcript is spliced from 5 exons. Gene Ontology annotation, biological process: negative regulation of DNA-templated transcription. The record is from RefSeq and is a predicted model, not a curated record. The coding region runs from base 247 to 1944 and encodes 565 amino acids.